This is a messenger RNA of Talaromyces rugulosus, 519 nucleotides long. RefSeq lists its product as uncharacterized. Bases 1 to 519 code for a protein of 172 amino acids. The transcript is spliced from 2 exons. The record is from RefSeq and is a predicted model, not a curated record. Lineage: Eukaryota; Fungi; Ascomycota; Eurotiomycetes; Eurotiales; Trichocomaceae.
AUGACCUCGGACGACAGCCCGGUGACUUCCGCAAAGGAAGUCUACGGCAGAUAUGGGAAGCUUGAUGACAUGCGCACUGCUUACAACCGCACAUUUGAUGUCAAUGUCACUUCGGUCGCGUUGGCCAUGAACGUAUUCCUGCCCUUAUUACGAGAUUCUGUAUCCUCGUCGCGCGGUUCUCUAGAGCUCCUAUCCUCUGGACAACUGCCUCCGACAGUGGCCAUGGCCUACUGCGCGUCGUCCAAGACGGCGCUCAACAUGCUCACAGUCGAGUACGGGAAAGCGAGUGAAAACCACAACGUUGUUUUUCAAUCGGUCAGUCCAGGUCACUGCAAGACCGAGUUCAACAACUGCCGCGGACGCAAAGAGCCCUUCGACGGCGCAAAGGUGAUUGUGGCUUUGCUGAGUGCUGAUUCCGGGGACUUUGGGUCGGGUUUCUGGCAGAUGGAGGAGGGCGAUACAACGCCCGUGGGGGUUCCGUGGCGAUCAUACUAUGCGGAGUACAUGCAACACAUAUGA